AUGGAAAAAGGAAACAUCCCCUCCAUCAAGUCGCUCCUCGUCCUCGACUCAGACGGCAAGCGGAUCAUCUCGCGGUACUACAAGGGCGAGUUUGCGAGCCUGGCGGAGGAGACCGCGUUCGAGAAGAAGUUGAGCGACAAGACGAUCCGUACCAACGCAAAGAAUGAGGCAGAGAUCGUCAUGUUUGACAACAUGGUGACAGUGUACAGAAACUCUGCCGACGUGUGGUUCUACGUGAUCGGCCACCAUGCCGAGAACGAGCUGAUCCUCGUCGCGGCGCUGACGGCGCUCUACGACGCGCUGACCAGCGUGCUGCGCCAGGCGCCUGACAAGCGCGCGCUGAUGGACAACUUCGAUGUGCUGUUGUUGUGCAUCGACGAGCUGUGCGAUGGAGGGGUCAUCCUCGAGACGGACCCGACGACGAUCGUCAACCGCGCAGGGAUGAAGGGCUCUGACGGCGCCCCCACAGGGCCUGAGGCCGCCUUCACCGAGCAGUCCUUCAACAACAUGUUUGCGUCAGCCAGGGAGCAGCUCGCGCGCUCGCUGCUCAAGUAG
This is a messenger RNA of Emiliania huxleyi CCMP1516, 555 nucleotides long. RefSeq names its product COPZ1, zeta subunit of the coatomer (gene COPZ1-1). Bases 1 to 555 code for a protein of 184 amino acids. Gene Ontology annotation, biological process: intra-Golgi vesicle-mediated transport; intracellular protein transport; retrograde vesicle-mediated transport, Golgi to endoplasmic reticulum. The transcript is spliced from 9 exons. The record is from RefSeq and is a predicted model, not a curated record. Lineage: Eukaryota; Haptophyta; Isochrysidales; Noelaerhabdaceae. Gene Ontology annotation, cellular component: COPI vesicle coat.